UCGAUUGUGAUAAGGCGAAGUAUUAUGAAAGUUUGCAUUACGCCAGUAGGAGCAAUGGAGAAAGAAAUCAGUGGCUUGUUACGCGAGGUGAAACGCGCCAAAUUAUUUGAAAUACAACGACUUGUGCGGAGAAUCAGACAAUUAGCUCACAAGAAAGGGACCGAAGCUCAAUUGAAGAAGAACCAAAGAAAGAUCGAGCGGUUCGAAAAGGAGCUGGAGUUUCUAAAGGACGCUGAGGUGGCUGAAAUCAUUCGCAAAAUCACCAACAAGGAAGACAAAGAUGGGUAUAAAAUUGAUGAAGUGAUUGAAGACUCAACGCACACAGACAUUGACCUUCACAAGAGAGCUUUAGACAGGAUCAUUAACUCGUCAACACUAAAGAGAUUUUUAGAAAAGGCUUCUGCCGGCGAGAAAGAUUCUGUGGAUGAUGCAGCAAGACCAACAAAGAUACAGCUAAUGAAAGUGAAACUAAAAAGAAGUUCGGCUAAAAGUGUUCCAGCCGGAAAGUCACGACGGAACGAAGAAUAUGACGACGAUGGCAGCAUCGAUGCUGGGAUAAGAAAAAAGCUGAAACAAAAGAAAGCUAAACAACGAAAAGGUACGAUGAGUAAAAGCCCUACAUCUGACAUAAAGCCAGAGCUUGAAGAAGAUGAAAAUUAUGUCUCUUGGCCUGGCUCAGACUGCAGCGAAAGUGAUUUUGAGGAAGAUGCUGACGAUAUAUCUUCAUUAGAGCUUAAACCAAAAGGUUUAGAGUCUUGCUUUGUCCAAACAAUGUCUGGCCUAGAGACGGAGUCCAUGAAGGUGAAAAGCAAACAGGGCAAAGAAAAGGGAAAAGUAGUCAAUAAGAAGGGAAAAAAGAACCGUAAAGGACAGCGUGCAAGACGGCAGAAAUGGGAAAAGGUUCAUGGGAAGAGCGCAAAGCAUUUAACUAAGAAGAAAGUAGAACUGAGUUCAAAAGAAACCAAAGGAACAAAGGAACGGAAAAAUGCCAAAAUUCAGCAUUCUCUCAAGAGGAAAAGUGACGAUGAAUCACUGCAUCCAUCUUGGGAAGCUACAAAAAGGAGAAGAUUACAAGAGACUUUGAAGGUCGAAUUCAAAGGACAGAGAAUAAGAUUUGAUGACUCAGAAUACGAUGGCAGCAUCGAUGCUGGGAUAAGAAAAAAGCUGAAACAAAAGAAAGCUAAACAACGAAAAGGUACGAUGAGUAAAAGCCCUACAUCUGACAUAAAGCCAGAGCUUGAAGAAGAUGAAAAUUAUGUCUCUUGGCCUGGCUCAGACUGCAGCGAAAGUGAUUUUGAGGAAGAUGCUGACGAUAUAUCUUCAUUAGAGCUUAAACGAAAAGGUUUAGAGUCUUGCUUUGUCCAAACAAUGUCUGGCCUAGAGACGGAGUCCAUGAAGGUGAAAAGCAAACAGGGCAAAGAAAAGGGAAAAGUAGUCAAUAAGAAGGGAAAAAAGAACCGUAAAGGACAGCGUGCAAGACAGCAGAAAUGGGAAAAGGUUCAUGGGAAGAGCGCAAAGCAUUUAACUAAGAAGAAAGUAGAACUGAGUUCAAAAGAAACCAAAGGAACAAAGGAACGGAAAAAUGCCAAAAUUCAGCAUUCUCUCAAGAGGAAAAGUGACGAUGAAUCACUGCAUCCAUCUUGGGAAGCUACAAAAAGGAGAAGAUUACAAGAGACUUUGAAGGUCGAAUUCAAAGGACAGAGAAUAAGAUUUGAUGACUCAGAAUAGUUGUGUUUGAUAUACCGUGGAACUCCGUCAAUCCUAGCCAGAGCUUUCUCCGCAUUCUGGCCGCGUACAAAAUCGGGGCGAGAGCAAAAAAAUUCAUCGAAGCGGGGGACGGUGGAUUGGCCGAGCGUCGGCUACGUCGACUUUUUGCUGUCGCCCCAAUAUUCGCGCGACCCGCCGACUUUGCUCGUUCAACCUCCCCUACAGAGCGCCUACUUCCGAGGCCACGUAAGCCACGUUAAUCCGACCAACAACAGACUAUCAAAAAAUCUGCACUCCUGUCAAAGUAGCGGGGUGGUGGUACCGGUAUUGCAUGAAAUUGGCUCCUGAUUAAAUGGGGUUUUCAUAACGCAGAUGAUUGAUUGAGACUCUCUUUGGGCCAACCGCCAAACGAAAGUGGUCGUAGCAUUCAUGAAGAAGUCAAAUUUAAAACGAAGCGUUUCUAAGAUAAGGCGUUACUGUUUAGACUAAACACGUGAACGUUCCUUGACUUAACUUACCGUUACGUGAUGUUUAACAACUGAUAUCGCGAGAAAAAGUAAUUUUUUUAGAAGUAAAUUUUAAGAAAUGAUAAGGACAUUUUUCAAUUUAUUCGCAUAAGACUGUAUUUGUAUCACUGUCAUUUUUUGUGUUUUAGCUGCACAUUCCCCUGAGAAAAGUAUAUCCGAGAUUAGAGCAGAAAGUAAAAUCAAUUGUUACAGCAAGCCAUGCACUAGUGAUUAACUUGCAAAAUUAUGGGCAAUUAUUUUGUGACCAUUUCAUAUAUCAGCCGUUUUGAGAAAGUUUGUUCUGCAAAGCUUAUGUAACAAUGUCGAAAGGUAUUAUGGGUAAUGGUGGUUUACUGUUGCUUGAUUGAAGUUCGAGGUGUUUCAGCGUGAUAGAACGAAACAGCAUGAACACGAGUAUUCAUGCUUUCUCUGUCCUUCUUGCCGAAACACCGUGAACCUCAACCAAGCAAUGAUCAACUAUGCAAUACCCAUAAUACCAAUCGGCAUUGUCUCGUACGCUUUUGUGCUUUUGUGGGACAUUUGUCUAAACAACUGAAGUGUACCCUCACGUGAACCGACCACCCAAACGGCAAGCCUGUGCGGUCGUUUACGCUAGAUAGUCGCUAAUGAUAUCAGAUCAGAAGGAUCUAAAUUUUGGUUUGUACCCAAAUUCGCAAUUAGCCAAUCAGUAGCCGUGGCUACUAUCUAUCAAGUCACUGACCUGAUAUGGCUACACUAUGAUGGACAUUUAGCUCAAUUUGGGUGCGGUAAAUACCUAAUCGUACCCUUUUCGUAUCCUUUUGGUACGUUUUGGUGGCAUGUCAAGCUUGUUUGGUCUCGCCACGGGUAUUUUGGCUCGACUACGUCUCGCCAAAAUAGGAACCUCGAGCCGAAGCGUACCAAAAGAAUACGAUUAGAUACAUAUAACCCCAAUCGUUUCCAAGGUUCAGUUGAUGCCUUCACGAAGCACCCGUAAACCUAAAAACCACGUUAAUUAUAUAAAACACAUCUAGUAAUCAAUUCGAGGAUAUUUCGUGCAUCCAGUGCAAUUUCCAAGUCGUGAUACCUGCGAUGUUUAAUGAGCCAAUAGUCACGCGUGAACAUAGGACAAAAAACAAACUUCAAGGCCCUAAAAGGGCUGUAAGGCGAAUCGUUACCCAAUUUGCAACCGUAGCAGGGUAGAAUGAUAAUUUCAAACCAUCAAAUUGUAAUAGCCGCGAGCUAUAAAGGAGGCGAUGUCGCUUCUUACUUGCUUUUAAUAUCUAAACAACAUGGCGGGAACUGCAUAGAAAAGAUCGCAAAGCAUGGUGGUUCACAUGCUGAUUACGUCUUUACUGCUAACUCUAGAAGUAAAAAAAUCUUAUCUAAUUUACGAAGUCAAAAAACGUGCCAAGUUUUCUCCGAGUAUAUACAACUGACUUGAGAUGCUGCUCAAGGUAAACUGGACACUAAAUUGGGUCGCAUCCACUAUUUACAAAGAUAGCCUUGAACACUACUCAAAUUUAACUAAGAUAAUAAUUGCUCUUGCUACUGAGUUUAACAUCGUAAAAUAUGUCGCAUAGUUUAACAAAAGAGUCAGCCCCAACGGGAACGAAUUGUUUUAGACCUAUUUGAAGCAAUGACUUGGAAGAGAGGUUACUUCCAGCAAGCUGUGUUCCCGAGUUAUUGAACUUAUUUUAAAGUUUACUAAGUAGGCGGUGAUUUAUUCUACAACUGUGUUCAUAUUUGUUGCUGUUUUGAACGUUUUCUGUCAUAGUAUCGAGAAAAGAUUCUAGUUUUAUCUUUGACGUGUUCAGUUAUAAUGCAGCCCUCGUUAGGAAGCCGUGUAGUCCAAUGCUUGUUUUGAGCCUGCUCCAGCGUCUUCCUUUAAAAUCAAUGACAUGGUAAAUUGUGAGGAGAGUCCAUGGAACAUAGGGUGAGGUUUGCUGGGGUCAUAACGACGGUAAACUCUAGGUGUACUUCUUCUUGAAACAAGAAACGCGAGGUUCGUACCCACUACUCACUCCUUCCAUACGCUCUCCGCUGUGACCGGAAACAGUCUGUCCCGCAGGCUCGGACG
Molecule: messenger RNA, 4272 nt
Organism: Orbicella faveolata
Lineage: Eukaryota; Metazoa; Cnidaria; Anthozoa; Scleractinia; Merulinidae
Biological process (GO): maturation of SSU-rRNA
Cellular component (GO): nucleus; 90S preribosome
Source: RefSeq, a predicted model, not a curated record